Molecule: messenger RNA, 1412 nt
Organism: Lolium perenne
Lineage: Eukaryota; Viridiplantae; Streptophyta; Magnoliopsida; Poales; Poaceae
Source: RefSeq, a predicted model, not a curated record
AAGCAUUUGUCCCGAAUUCCGGGCGCGGGUCGAGCUCGCGACGCCUGUCAGUUCGUGCCACCUCGUGCUGCCCCAUCAUUCCACUCCCGUCUUCCAGAUCAAAUAAUACUUCGAUUUGAUUGCAACACAGCCCGAUCCAUCCAUGGAAUAAUAAACUGCCGGACCUCCCUGCGUGGACGGUGGCGACGGCGACCCCAGCCGCCCUUACUGUAUUCUGUGGUCCGCCACCUUCGCCGCACGGCGUCACAAAGUGGAGGGGCUCGACGGCGGGCGGGCGGGCAUCGGCCGGAGUAAUAAGGCGGGGGAUCGGCGAUGAGCUUCGCGGAUCUGGAGUCCGGGGCCCUGCAGGCGCCCAGGAGGGGGAGGGGCCCCGACGCCACGCGCGCGCUCGUCUUCCAGAUCACUACCGCGGUGUCCUCGUACCGCCGCCUCCUCAACUCGCUCGGCACGCCCAAGGACACGCUCACCCUGCGCGAUCAACUGCAGAAGACUAGUUAUAAAGUUCUGCAAUUGGCCAAGGAUGCGAAAGAUAAGCUGCGGAGUGCUGCCGUAGCAGACCAGAGCGCUGGAACUAGUAAAGACAAGAGGAUAUCUGACAUGAAGCUUGCCAAAGAUUUUGCUGCCACAAUGGAAGAGUUCAGGAAACUUCAGAACAUUGCGAUUCAGAGGGAGGUGUCAUACAAGCCAGCCGUUCCCCAGAAUGCUCAGCCGAGCUAUGCUACAAAUGAUGGAAGUGCCGAUUUUGGUAAAAUGUCUGAACAACAUGCAUUGCUUGCAGAACCAAACAGGCAAGAGGUGUUGCAAUUGGAUAAUGAAGUUGUUUUCAACGAGGCGAUCAUCGAGGAAAGGGAGCUGGCCAUUCAAGAGAUCCAACAGCAGAUUGGUGAAGUUCAUGAAGCAUUUAAGGAUCUUGCUACGCUCGUGCAUGCGCAAGGAGUUAUAAUAGAGGAAGUAGACACCAACAUAGAAAAUUCUGCAGAAGCGACCAAAGAAGCGAAGACGGAAAUUGGCAAAGCGUCCAAGACUCAGAAAUCAAACUCAUCCUUGCAAUGCAUGAUUUUGGUGAUAUUUGCGGUUGUGCUGCUUAUCGUGAUAAUAGUUUUGGCAAGUUGAGACAUGAAAUGUUUGAGGCUUAUUGGACCAAGCAUUACAUGCAAGAUUGAUCAUCUUUGUGUGCCGAAGACUCCCUAACUGAACUGUAAAUUUUGUUCUUUUUCUUCCUUUUCCCUUGAAAUUUUGUGGUUAUUCUUAUGUCACGUGUGAGUCUUUUUUUUUUCUUGGCUUGCCCUGAGUGAACAGUGAUGCCAUUUUGCUCCUAUAAAAGUUUGUUUGUCAUUUUGCACGAGUGAGAAACUUGACAUUUUGUAAGUAUUUCCACUGAAUAAAAAUAAACAGGGAUUCUCCACUCUGAA